Messenger RNA from Laccaria bicolor S238N-H82, 954 nucleotides. RefSeq lists its product as uncharacterized. Bases 1 to 954 code for a protein of 317 amino acids. NCBI's taxonomy places the organism in Eukaryota, Fungi, Basidiomycota, Agaricomycetes, Agaricales, Hydnangiaceae. The record is from RefSeq and is a predicted model, not a curated record. The transcript has 4 exons.
AUGAUGAAAUCGCCCUACAGGCCGUCGCCCACUGCUUUCUCGACGCAGUCCACCAUGUCCUCGUUGUCGGACACUGUUUCUUCCCUUUCUUCUACAAUUUCCCCUUCGCCCUCCAUUGCUUCUGCCCCCUCAACUCCCAAGAAGCAAGUUUCUUCAAACUUUAGCGGCCACUAUGUCUCGCCGGGUGCAGGUCUCUUGCUUCGUACACCCCCCACCUUGCUUCGCUCCCCCCCCCCCUCAAAGCAGGGACCACCCCUUGGCUCGCCAUUCAAAACAAUCAAAAAAAAGAAAACAACGGCCAUCACCAUUGAUGACCCCUUCGUCGAAGGUGGGGACGCAGCAAUCGUGAUUCAAACCAAGCACAGCAUAAAGGUCCGCCUGCCCACACCCUCUCCCGCCCAACCAUCAACCCCCAAACGUGCUCCUGUGGCUGAGCCUUUGAUCACCCAAGAAUCCCCCAGGGCCAGAACUACGCACAGCAGUGUGGCAGAGCCCCAGGCCACACAAGUGACGGCCAACAACAAGCCCAUUUACUACAUCCCCCACCCAGACAAGUUCAUUGCACAGAGGGCAUCGUUCCCUCACACCACCUACGUGAUUACCAAGGGAGAAGAAGUAGGGCUUUUCUCGGCAUGGCACGACACGGCCAUUCGAGUUCAAAACAUUCUGGCCCCAAAGGGCCGCAUCCAAUAUAUUUUGCAAAGCUUCCCCACCUUUGAAGCAGCCUUCGACGUGUAUGCCCAUGUCUACAACAUGCGUACCCUUGAGCCCAUCCCCAUUUCUGGGGGCCGCUUCGAUGUUCCCAUUAAUAGGUUUUUUGACGACCAGCCUAAUUCAGACGGCAAGUGGGACUCUGAUUCUGCACGGGCAGAUCAAGACGAUUGUGAGGGCUGGGUUUUUGCGGACUCUGACAAAGAAAUCCAAGUUCGCACAAGUUGCACAGGCACUUGGUAG